Symbiodinium sp. CCMP2456 is the source of this 884-nucleotide messenger RNA. Lineage: Eukaryota; Dinophyceae; Suessiales; Symbiodiniaceae. The record is from the annotation of a GenBank genome assembly.
UCAGCCGUGGCGAUGCGGCGACACGCCUGGGUCAGCGGAACCUACUGCACGCAUCCUUCCCGACGAUUCCGAAGACCUCGAAUCGGGGCGAGCCAAACUCUUCGAAGUAUUUGGCUGCUGAGGAGGCUUUCCUCGAAGCGCGUGAUGUCUUGGAGUUUCGGGAUUCCGACUCGGUGCAGUUCGACGGCGUUUGGGUGCAGGACAUCCAGCAAAUGCUGGCCAGUGAACCUGACCCGGAGUGGAGCGUCUGGCCUGCAUGGGAGGACCCGGGAACUCGGCCCCAGCCUUUGCAGGCCACUUUGAGGCAUAUCGAGAUAUCGGAGUUCGUUGCAGCUGCGAGGAAUGAGGGCACGCAGGUUCAGAUGAGCCACAGCCAGCGCCUCCAGACUCAGCGGAACAGGGCAAGCACAGCCCCGCGCUAUGUGCGACCAGCAUCCGCGAGAGGCGGCAGAACUACAAUGCCGGGGAAGUCUGCACUCUGGCCCAACGAGCGGAUGCCCUCGUCCUACAAGGCUCCUUUGAAGCACGUGCUGUUGGUCUCGUGUCGGCCGGAUGAGAAACCCUGGGCGGAGUCCAAACCUCGGCCUUCACGAUUUAUGCGUCGGCACUUUGUCUCUGCGGGUGGCCCCUCUGUGAGCGCGGUGGGCCAGCGCCGCAACGACGCGCGUCGAACUGCUUGGAGGAGGGAGGCGAAGCCGAUGCGGCACGGAGACCUCGACCUCUCCUGUCUGGCUUGGAAGCCUCCGCCAACCAAAGAUCCUCCUCAGGCUGUCGCGAAGCUUCACGAAGCCGAGGCACCGCUGCGACCCCGGACGCCACAGCGGCCCUGGACUGGUGGCGAGAGGGCCGGCCGGCGGCCGCCGUCGCGCCAAGGGCCCGGUUGA